UUCAGAUUUAACAUUUUGUUAAGUCUAACCUCCAUAUACAGUAGCUAUUACCUCUGUUUUCACAUGAAACAUAGUCAGUCAUUUUUUUUGAAUGAGAACUUUUUUCUCAUUCACUGUUGCUUCACACCAUAAAGCAUUGGACAAUCUUGCUCUUGGAGCCAUAGCUGUGCAGUCCUCCCAAUAUAAUGACUUAGGAAGUCCAUUGAAAGAUAUAGAUGGUAACAAAGCAACAGACUACAGUUUUGGCUCAUGCACUCACACUGAAACUUGGUGGAAAGUGGACCUCGGUGAUGUCUACAGCGUAUCCAAGGUUGUCAUCACCAAUCGUGGAGACUGUUGUAGUGAGCGGAUAGAAGGUGCUCAGAUGCAUAUUGGUAGCUGCUUUAGGAACAAUGGCAACAAGAAUCUUGCCUCCAGACGCAAUACUGUACAGUCCUCCAUGUACAAUUACAAUAUGGGAUGUGCCCAGAAUACUGUAGAUGGAAAUAUUGAUCCAGAUUUCAUGGAGGGCUCAUGCCCUCACACCGUAACCGAGAAUAAUCCCUGGUGGAGAUUGGACCUGACUACAGUCUACAAUGUGGCCAUGGUUACUAUCACUAAUCGUGAAGAUUGCUGUAGCGAGAGGAUAGAAGGUGCUCAGAUUCAUUUUGGUAACAGCCUGGAAAACAACGGCAAUGACAACGAAAUCAGAUGAAGAACUUAUAACUCAGGACACUGGUGCUGUCACCGAUGAUGUGGAACCAAUAACUCAAUCUAAUUAUGUUACUGAUGUAGAACCCACAUCACAGGCCCCUCCUGUCAGUGUAUCCUAGCAGUUGCUUCUGGUGCCAGUGCUGUGCAGUCCUCCAAACACUAUGUCCAAAUGGAAUAUAACCAGCAUACAGUGGAUGGCAACAGUGAUCCAAAAUUUCUGGGGGCUCAUGCACUCACACUGCAACUCAAACUGAUCCCUGGUCGAGGGUUGACUUGGCAGCAGCCUACAAUAUAACCAAAGUAGCCAUCACCAAUCGUGAAGACUGUUGUGAGGAGUGAAUAAUCAGCGCUCCGAUUCCAAUUGGUAACAACCUGGAAAACAAAGGCAACAAUAAUGAGCUGUAAGAACAUUAUCAGUUUUGCAGGAAGCAUAAUUCUUUAAGGGUUAGUUCACCCCAAAAUUAAAAUUCUGUUAUUAUGGGCAAACAGGAUUUAGAAGCACUACAAUUUAUAUUUGCUAUUUACAUUGUUAUGCUUUAUUAAAUUUAUUAAAAUGUGUUUAUCUGCUGAUGGUAGCAUAUGAAUCCCACAUGAUUUAAAAAAGAUUUUGUAUCUAGGAUGGCAACUGUUGGUCCCAACCCAGUUAGUGGUACAGGAUCAUUUGCAUUCCAACAUUUUUCUACUUGGAAAUAAAAAAAUACUUAGAGAAUGCUUCUAGAUGGCAACAAAGAGUCAGAAUAUUUCAACGGCUCAUGCACUCACACUGAAGCUGAGAAGGAUCCCUGGUGAAGAGUGGAUUUGAUUGAAGUUCACAAAGUAACAAUGGUUACCAUCACUAACCGUGGAGACUGCUGUGAGGAGUGCAUAAUUGGAGUUCAAAUUCAUCUUGGUAACAGCUUGGAAAACAAUGGCAACAACAAUGAGCUAGUUGCUACUGUUGGACCUAUCCGAUCUGGUGGCAUGGAAACAUUAAUAUUUAACCCUAUUAAAUGUCAACAUGUUUCUGCCGGGGAACAAGAAAGUAGGCCUACUCACGCUAUGUGAGGUUCAGGUAUUUGCUGUGAAUGGAGACCAAAUGAAGCUCAAAUAUCUUUGAUACCAUGGAAAAAAGAUGACUUAAAUGUAAAUAUGAUAAAAGUGUUUAAAGUAUACUGUAAUUGUAAUGCACUCAUUCAUUAUGCAUUUUCUCGAUCUUUAAAGUAUAGACUUUGUUUGUGAGUACAUAUUUUAUAAGUAUGCUUAUUCAUGCCCUGUAAGUUUUGCUAAUAAACUAACUUAGGUGAAUUUCUCAUGAAAACUAUUUUAGCUAUACUGACUUAUGUGAAAAAGCUGUUAUUUGGUGCGUUCCUCUAUAAAUGAACAUGAAGUUUAUAAAUUCAUGUUCAUAGUGGCAGUACUGUAUGUGCCUUGGAAAACAAUUCACGUGGUCACAUUGUGUUGGUAUAUUAUGAACUGGUUGUUGAUAAGCUGUAUACUGUAGAUUGAACUGGUUCAGUCUUAUCAAUUUAUUUCUUUGAGCAAUCUUUUUUUAUUUUUUACUAUUUUGAAAUGUGUGAGGAAAAUGCUGUCAAAUGUAGAUAAAUAAUUGUGAAAUUCUCAGUAUUUCCACUUUUGUUUCUUGAUGUUGAUAAACCACCAUGCAAAUCAUUCCCUGCCUGAAACCAACCCUUUGCACAUUAUAUAACUUUAAAUCUUUGCAGGCAAUAUUAUUUAAAUGCUCUAAGAGUAUAAAUGUGUUUACAUGUUAUCGAGGGAAUUUAAUUUAAAUUAUAAUAUUUAAAAUGUAAUAUUUUAUAUUAAGUUAAAACCAUUAGAAGUAAACAUGCCAAUGCAAAGUAAGGUUGAAAGAACCCUGGAUCAACAGUUGCUCAUGCUUCACCCACACAAAUGCAAAUAUUUAGCAACUCUUAAUAAAUACUGUGAUCGACUGAUUGACCAAAGUCAGUUAGUCGCUGGCCAUAUAACCUAUCAUCUCAAUCUGACCAGCGUUAUAUAAGACAAACUUGAUGUGCCAAUUGUCACUAGGUAAAAAAGUGUAACUGAGAGUACACUUUUUUUAUAAGUAAUAACACAACAUUGAAACACACAUGAAUGUGGCAAUAUCUACAGCAAUGUGCAAACACUGUGGGAGGUUUGUUUCUGGUAAAUCACCAAAAUUGGGGUUCUCUUUAACUACAGAAUUGUGACCUUUCUCUCAAAGUAAAUAAAAGUGAGGAGGUUAUUGAAACACACACAUAUGUGCUGUAUUCUUAACGCUGAGAUAACCAUGACUGUGAUUUUGCUGCUCACAUUUCUGCCUGGGCUGUGUUUCUCUGCUUUAACAG
Molecule: messenger RNA, 3017 nt
Organism: Myxocyprinus asiaticus (Chinese sucker)
Lineage: Eukaryota; Metazoa; Chordata; Actinopteri; Cypriniformes; Catostomidae
Exons: 8
Coding region: 92-694 (200 amino acids)
Source: RefSeq, a predicted model, not a curated record